Euleptes europaea (tarantolino) is the source of this 1531-nucleotide messenger RNA. It is a transcript of the gene ZC3HC1, whose product is annotated as zinc finger C3HC-type containing 1. Gene Ontology annotation, molecular function: zinc ion binding. Lineage: Eukaryota; Metazoa; Chordata; Lepidosauria; Squamata; Sphaerodactylidae. The transcript has 9 exons. The record is from RefSeq and is a predicted model, not a curated record. The coding region runs from base 2 to 1531 and encodes 509 amino acids. Gene Ontology annotation, cellular component: nucleus.
GAUGGCGGCGCCCAGCUCCGAAGCCGCCGCGCCUCUCCCGGAGAGCGAGGAGGGAGAUUUGGGCGGCAAGGCCAAGUCGCCGGCCGUCACCCCGCAGAAGAUCCGGGAGCUGAUCGAUGGGGGCAUCGCUCCGGAGGAGGCCGGCCCGGAAGGCAAGGACACUUCUGCCCUAUCGGAUGCCACGAAUGGACCCUCCCCGAUUGACGAGGUGCCUUUUGAAGCCACCAGCAAAGAAGCCUUCUUCAGCAGAGUGGAAACGUUCACCUCUCUCAAAUGGGCCGGCAAGCCCCACGAACUGUCCCCCCUGAUCUGCGCCAGAUACGGAUGGACCAACGUCGAGAGUGACAUGUUGAAAUGUGCCAGCUGCCAGGCCUACCUGUGUGCCAGUCUGCAGCUGGCUUUCGACUUCAGCAAAUACAAGGAGAGGUGUUCAGAACUGAAAAAUGCCUUGUCAACUGCACACGAGAAGUUCUGUUUCUGGCCAGAUAGUCCCUGCCCAGAUCGGUUUGCCGUCCUGCUGGUCGAUGAACCCCUGGCCCUUCUCGGUGACUUCCUGGAGCGCUUUCAGAGCCUGUGCCAGUUGGAGCUUCAGCUGCCCUCCCUGAAGCCGGAAGAUCUGAAAAACAUGUCCUUGACGGAAGAGAAGAUCAGCCUCCUGCUGCAUCUGGUUGAGGAAGAGCUUGACCGCAAAGCAGAGGGCGAGAAGACGGCAGCCAAGCGCCCUUCGGAUCUUCUCCUGGUCCACAUCCCUGCCUGCGUCUUGGCCCUCUGCGGCUGGACUAGCAGUCCUUUUUCCGGAUCCAUCCCUCUCCCCCUGAUCACCUGUUGCCGCUGCAUGCGGAAGGUGGGGCUUUGGGGUUUCCACCAGGUGGAGUCCGCAGCGCCUGAGAUGGACCCACCCACCAGCCUGAUAACCAUGCCCACCAGUCUUACCGACGGGCGUUCCGACAAAGUGCCAACAGUCCCCACCUCCCCACGUCGGAUGAUUACCCGGAGCCAGGAUACCACCCUCCCUCUAGGCUCUGAACAGCAGCCUGAGAAGAGCCCGUCCCCCGUCAUCAGCCGCAUGCGGAGCUGGGAUAGCUCGAGCUCCAGCGAACGCCUGGACGGAGAAGCGGCUAGCCCCACCACCCGCAGCCGCCCCGUGACCCGCAGCAUGGGGCAAGGCGAAGUGUGCGGCCUGGGCACCGACGUGCCAUCCAGCCCCCACCGGAAGGCCAAGAGGGCACGCCUCUGCUCUUCCAGCAGCUCAGAUUCAUCUGCCCGGAGCUUCUUCAGCCCUGAAUCCCAGCACCGUGACUGGUGUCCUUGGAUCAACCAGGUGAAGGAGAUGGAAACCUCGGAGAACAGCGAGGACCAGACGGACGGGAUGCCGAGGAAGGCGGAUCUCGGCUGGCAGGCGGUCCUGAAGGUUCUCCUGGCUUCCAAGCAGACCGACGGGCUGGCGGAGACGGAGUCAGAGGUGAGAACUCCUCCUUCGGCCUCCGGGGCACGGUGGAUCCCGUGCAGACCCCGCGUGGCCCUUGCCUGA